Molecule: messenger RNA, 447 nt
Organism: Trifolium pratense (red clover)
Lineage: Eukaryota; Viridiplantae; Streptophyta; Magnoliopsida; Fabales; Fabaceae
Product: LOB domain-containing protein 24-like
Exons: 2
Coding region: 1-447 (148 amino acids)
Source: RefSeq, a predicted model, not a curated record
AUGAUUUAUGGUAGGUGUGCAGCUUGCAAGAGUCAAAGAAGAAGGUGCCCUUCUGAUUGCAUUUUCUCUCCCUAUUUCCCUCCCAAUGAUCCUCAAAAAUUUGCUUCUGUUCAUCGAAUCUAUGGUGGUAGUAAUGUUGGAAAAAUGCUUCAGCAAUUGCCUUAUUGUGUAAGAGAGCAAGCUGCAAAUACUUUGUAUUUAGAAGCACAAUGUAGGAUUCAAGAUCCGGUUUAUGGAUGUGUUGGGAUUAUCUCUAAAUUGUAUCAACAAAUCCAUGAAACAGAAGUUGAGUUGGCCAAAAUCCAAACUCAAAUUGCUUAUUAUAAAUUCCAAAAUCAACAAUUUGAAGCUGAAUCCAACUUAAGUUCUUUGCCACUACCACAGGGUAACAACAUGGAGAUGGAGCACUUUCAAUGGCCUAGUCAAGCUCUUAAUUACUCCAAUUGA